CUUGACUUGAGGGAUGGUGGAAUGGAACUUGGGAAGUACAUUAAAGUCUGCAAAAAAUGGAAAAUAGCUGAACACAAACCGCGAAAUUCCCCAACUUAUUCGAAACAAACAGGAAAUCACACAAUGGGAUCAGCUGCAUAGAUACCCUGACACCCAUUUUUUGGUAACUAAAGAGUUAUAACAAUCGCCAUGUUCACGAGACGUUUGUUUCAGAAGGCCGUCCGUCGUCAUCAGUUCCAAGAAAAGGGUUUAUUGACGUCGGAUGACGUGAAUGUCCGGAUCGAUGUGCACUAUGGGAUUCCUUCCACGGCGUCGAUUGUUGCUUGUGAUCAGAUACAGCGCCUGCUGGCGAUUGGCACAUUGGAUGGUAGGAUUAAAGUAAUUGGUGGUGACAAUAUUGAAGGGCUUCUGAUUUCACCAAAGCUUUCGCCUUACAAAUACUUGGAGUUUCUGCAGAAUCACGGUUUCUUAGUUAGCAUCACAAUUGACAAUGAUAUUCAGGUUUGGGAUCUGCAGAGGAGGUCAAUAGCUUGUAGCUUACAGUGGGAGUCUAACAUAACCGCGUUCUCUGUAAUCAGCGGCUCGUCUUUUAUUUAUGUUGGUGAUGAAUAUGGAUUGAUAUCUGUCCUGAAGUACGAUCUGGACAGUGGACAGCUUCUGCAAAGUGGUUAUCGAGUAACUCCAGAUUCUCUUGCUGAAGCAGCUGGAAUCUCAUUCACGAAUCAGCAACCUGUAGUUGGACUUCUUCCUCAGCCUUUGUCUUCUGGAAAUAGGCAAGAUCAUAUCCGUCUUAGCUUUUAUCAGUUAUUGAUUGCUUAUGCUAGUGGGGUAAUCAUUCUCUGGGAUGUGGUAGAAGCACAUGUAGUUGUUGUUCGAGGUGACAAGGCCCUCCAAUUGAAAGACACAGUUAUUCACCCAAAUGAUAUAGAUUCCAAUUCUGUAGAUGAUUCACCUUCCCAUGAAUUUGAAGAGAAAGAGAUCAGUGCUCUGUGUUGGGCAUCUACUGAUGGAUCUAGCAUUGCAGUUGGGUAUGUAGAUGGGGAUAUUUUAUUUUGGAAUACAUCAAAAGAUUCUUAUAUGAAAAAUCGGGAAGCUGGUAUGCCACCGAAUGUUGUCAAGCUACAGUUGUCCUCUGCCGAGAAGAGGCUCCCUGUCGUUGUUUUGCAUUGGUUAGACCACAGCAAAUCCCGUAACAGUCAAGAAAGUCAACUUCUCGUAUAUGGUGGUGAUGAGAUAGGAUGCGAAGAAGUUGUUACAGUUCUGAAUCUUGAGUGGUCACCUAGAAUGGAAUCAGUAAAAUGCAAAGGUCGUGUGGACCUCGCUCUUACUGGAUCUUUUGCUGAUAUGAUUUUGAUACCUUCUGCUGGUACAGCUGGGAAUGAUAUAGAUGCAUCUCUGUUUGUAUUGAUGAACCCUGGUCGUAUACAUAUUUACGAUACAGGCAGUCUGUCUUUGUCAGAAGAAACCAUCUCUCCUUUAAAUUUUCCUUCAUGUAUACCGACUGCUGAUCCUUUGAUGACUGUGGCUGAGAUUUUUGAUAUGUAUAGAAGCAUUGAGAAUGUAGGAUCCAAGAUGAGUGUAAUGAAUUCAGCUUUGAUGCUGCCUGGGAAUAAAAAGUGGCCCUUAAAUGGGGGUGUAAUUAACCGUGUAUCUUCUACUGAAGAUGACAAAGCCCAGAUGUUAUAUGUAGCAGGCUAUCAGGAUGGAUCUGUUCGAAUCUGGGAUGCGACGUAUCCUGUUUUCUCACUCCUCAGUGUUUUGAAAAACGAGUUUAACAGUGAAAAUGCUGGUGCCUCAUUGACCGUCCUUGAUUUAUCCCCCGCCACUUUGAGAUUAGCUGUUGGCAGUGAAUGCGGCAUGGUCCGAAUUUACAACCUUUGUAGCAGUGGUGAAACAAGACUUCUUUUUGUUUCAGAAACUGAAACUGAAGUUCACAAUUAUGCCCAAGUCCAAGGACCUAGAUGUGAAGCUGUAUUCAACCUUGACAAAUCAGGAGUCCGUUCAUUGAAAUUCACAGACGAUGGCUCCAAACUUAUCGUUGGAUAUGAAUGCUCUCGAGUGGUAGUGAUAGAUGUGCAUUUGUUAUCUGUUGCAUUUAUGACCGAAUCCAUCCACAAUUCUCCAGUGAUAUCGAUAUUCUGUAAAGCCAUUGUUUAUGAAGCAGCUAAACACACCAAUGAUUCUGCACCAAAAGUUCCACAUUGCUGUACAGAAGAAUGCAUAUUUUUAUUAACCAAAGGCGCAAGUAUAUACGUUAUCAACAGUAAUAAUGGUAGCAUGAUUAGCUCCAAGCCUAUACAGUUGAAGAAGUCAACAGCUGUUUCAUUGUAUGUUAUAGGCAGUAAUCCGGAAGGUCCCAAUUCUGAUGAUAAACAACCGCAGCAGCUAAAUGAUGAUACCAUAAGAAAUGAACUUUCUCAAAAUGAAGCUCAAGAUAGUGAAAAAUGUGAAACUGGCGACCACACUUUGGAUAAAAAUAAAAAUUUCCGUGUACAGAGUUUGAAGGAGUUAUAUGUCUUGCUUUGUUGUAAAGAUUCACUGCGAAUAUACCCAGCCAAGUCUGUGGUCCGUGGAGAAAAUAAACCUAUGUGUAAUGUCAAACUUUUAAAGCCCUGCUGUUGGACUGCAGUUUUCAGGAAAUCUGAAAAGGUUUAUGGAUUGGUAGUAAUCUAUGAGACAGGAGUGAUUGAGAUCAGAUCGUUGCCUGAUCUGGAAUUGGUUAAAGAAUUUCCUUUGAUGUCGUACUUAAGGUGGAAUGUCAAGGCAAACAUGGAAAGGAUGAUUAGCUCUACUGAAAAUUUACUUCUUACCUUGGCAAAUGGCUUUGAAGUGGCUUUUAUCUCUUUAUUAGAGGGUGAAAAUGACUUCAGAAUUCCAGAGAGCCUGCCUAGCCUUCAUGAUGAAGUUCUUGCAGCUGCAGCUAAUGCUGCAUUUAGUGUUUCUGAACCUAAGAGGAAACAGGGCAGUAGUCCCGGCAUUUUGGGUGGUAUUGUUAAAGGAUUAAGAAGAAAGAAAUCAAACAAGUCAAUUUGGUAUGGCUCGAAUUCAGUAUCUGAUUUCAAUCAUCUGGAGGAUAUCUUCAUGAGAAACCCACUUCCAGAACCAUCAACAACUGUAGAUGAGCACGAAGCCACUGAACUCAGUAUA
Molecule: messenger RNA, 3147 nt
Organism: Striga asiatica
Lineage: Eukaryota; Viridiplantae; Streptophyta; Magnoliopsida; Lamiales; Orobanchaceae
Source: the annotation of a GenBank genome assembly